Molecule: messenger RNA, 1568 nt
Organism: Folsomia candida
Lineage: Eukaryota; Metazoa; Arthropoda; Collembola; Entomobryomorpha; Isotomidae
Exons: 6
Coding region: 156-1280 (374 amino acids)
Source: RefSeq, a predicted model, not a curated record
UCCAUUCUGCAAACAUAUAAAUUUUCCAAAAUAUAAAAAUCUGACACCUUUUCCGUAAUGUUUCCAUUUUUAACUGUACCAACUAGCUGACACCACACCAAACUUGUCCCUAUGAUAAUUCUGUAUUCGCUAAAACAAAGCCUUGAAUCAAGAAGAUGGAACUACAUCGUCUCAUCCGAGACUUUAUUGGCGUCGUGCUUUUUGCCAGCCUGGUUUUGCACGUGAUCGUUUACAUUGACCCAGCAGAGUCACAGGGUUUGACACAGCGAUGUCGAGGACGCAUCACGCAUUUCGGAGUUCCCGGAACGAGGUGUGAGAACAGUUGCCCGAAUCCGGUUCCACGACUUGGCGAGUGUAAUACUGGAUUGAUGUGCUGCCUCACGCACGAGACUGUGAACGGUUGGGUAAAUGGAUCAGAUUAUUUUUGUAGACGUCGCUUGGAUGAGUUGUGUGAAAGCCUGAGCCAAGCAGAAUUUUGCCAGACUGUUCCAUACUGUAUCCAUUGCAAAUGGAAUACGGUUAUUAUUCCGACCAUGGACAUGUGUCAAGUAUGCCAGUAUGAAAUUACUGCGGGGAGAGAAAAUCAGUCUGACGCGUUGUCAUUAUUGGAGCAGGCGUGCCAGCUCCACAAAAAAGAGGGAGAUCUCGAUAAGUGUGUCAAACUUGUACAACAACUUGAUCAAAUCCUUAUACAAGACUUUCAAACUCACAAUGUGACGAUUUUCGACACCUGUGCACUGCUGGCCCUCUGCCACGCGAAUUUUGAGGUCAGCGUGACCAACAUGGAUAAGAUUGAGCCAUUUAGGAAGCAUGUUAGUCGACUAAUUGAAGAAGAACCUGUCGCCAUGGCGAAAGGGGGAGGAGGUGGUCGUGGCGGUGGGGGUGGUCGAGGAGGGGGUCGUUCGUCCAGUCGAGGACGAGGUGGGUCGGGCGGAUCGUCCUCUGGAAGAUCUUCGUCUCCAGGUUUUAGGAAAAUAUCCGUCCCUGGUGGGUACGCGACUGGAUCUGUGCGUCGAGUUGGUUAUGCAAAUCGUGGAGGAAUGGGACAUGGGUUUGUGCCUAUUUUCAUUCCAACUGGGGGUGGACGUCACCUGGUUGGGGGUGGCUUGGGGGGACACACGUGCAACCUCGAGUGUGUGAUCGAAGAUAAGAAUUAUGACAUGAAUUAUGGAGAUUAUGUUGCGCUAGUGUUCUUAAUAGUCGUCGUGAUCUCGACAGUCUUACUUUGUCGACGCCGUGCACGUAAACAACAGGAGAUUGCGGAUAGAAUUUACCUAUAGUAGGUCAAUAUGUUUCAUCUGGAAAAUGUAUUCUCACAUGGUGAUAAUUAUUCAAAUUUGUAAUGUAUCAAAUGCUUAAAGAAUUUAACGCAAUUUAAUUAAUUGUUGUAAUCUACAUAGUUUGCAAGAAAAUACAUAUAUCAACAUGUAUUUAUCUACGGUAUAUUAAAAUUUGUAACACAAUUAAAUUUGUAGGGAAAAAAUUGUGACUCCUUAACAUAUUUUAAUUUCCGGUUUAAAUUGAUUUCCAAUAUGUAAAAUUCCAUCAAUGCUUGUUUAAAAGAUAUU